GUCCAAUAUUAGUUAAAGGCUCGAGGAAGCCGAGCAAACAUCCCUGAGUCUGGAUCCAUCAACAUCUAUCAUCCGCAAACGCUCCGCCAAGUCGACGAUUCUCUUCGCGGGUUCAUCCUCCGUCAGACGCCAGCACGCAGCACAACACCAGCGCCACUCAGCCGGCACCGUAGCACGCCUCUUUAGUCGUCGCCUACUCACACCACGCCUGUCGCCCAGUCGCCUGCUCUCAGCCACUCAACCUUCAGCGGCUCGGCCAAUUGGCGCUUCUCAAUUUUCACUUCCAACCAUCCGUAGUGCCGGUGUUUGAAGGCGGACAUGACACUUGACUAAAGCUCCAUGUGAUGGUAGAUGUUGAUUGCUGGGUUAGGGUUUUGUAGGAACAACUAGAGAGAGGUACAUCAUCCAGAGAGAGGAAUAAGGCAAAAGAAGAAAGAGAAAACAGGGGGUGAAGAUGCCACUAUUUCUAUCAGAUGAGGAAUUUGAGGGUUGCUCUCACAACCCAAGGUUGGUUGCGGAGAAGGCUGACAGAUUCAUCAGGGAGCUCUACAAUCAAUUAGAGACGGUGAAGGCUAAGGCUGAUGCCGACUCCAUUACCGCUGAGCAGAACUGUUCCCUAAUCCAGCAGAAAUACGUUUCUGCUUGUUCUGAGUUCUCUGCUCUCCAAUCUCAGCAAUCCCAGCUUAACAUAUCUCUAGAGCAACGUCUCUCCGAAUUUGCUGAACUCCAAGCUGAGAAGCGACAGCUUCACCUCCUAACUAUUUCCAAGGAUGGGGAUAUUGAACGCCUGUCUACAGAGGCCUCCGAGCUUCAUAAAUCCAAAAGACAAUUGAUGGAUUUGUUGGAGAACAAGGAUUUAGAGAUUAGCGAGAAAAAUGAUACCAUCAAAAGCUACCUAGACAAGACACUCAUGUUGUCUGAACAAGCUGCAUCUAGGGAAGCACGGUUGCGCAACUUGGAGUCAGACCUGGCUCUCUCUCAAGCUUCAUGUUCACGACUAAUGCAGGAGAAAGAGUUGAUUGAGAGGCAUCAUGAAUGGAUAAAUGAUGAAUUGGAAACCAAAAUCAAUGAUCUUAUAAACCUGCGAAAAAGUCAUUCUGAACACGAGACAGACAUGGUUGUCAAACUUUCUGACCUAGAGAGGAAAUUCAGUGAAAGUUCUAGCUCGUUGACAUGGUUCAAGGACAGAGCAAGGGAGCUGGAGUUGAAGAUGGCAUCCUUGGAGCAGGAGCUGUUAUCAUCAAAAGAUGCGGCCUCCAGGAUAGAGGAACAAUUAUCAUCUGAGAUUUCAACUUUAAAUAAGCUCGUGGAACUAUACAAACAGAGUUCAGAGGAAUGGUCCAAAAAGGCAGGAGAACUUGAAGGCGUGAUCAAGGCAUUGGAGGCUCAUUCAAACCAAAUUGAAACAGACUAUAAAGAGAGAUUUGAGAAGGAGGUUUCAACAAGGAAAGAAUUAGAAGAGGUUGUUGCAUCUUUGAAGGGAAGUCUUACAUCUUGUCAAACAGAGUUGGAAAGAAGCAAGGGAGAGGGUAACACAAUUUCUCUGAGUAGUUUCAAUACAGAGUUGUGCCUGCAUUCAGUUUCAUCGACUGGGAUGAUUGAAGAUGAUCGCUGGCUCGCACCUACUCUUCCUGGUGGCAUUUCAGGAACAGCAUUGGCUGCAUCACUUAUUCGAGAUGGUUGGAGCCUGGCCAAGAUGUACACAAAAUAUCAAGAAGCUGUUGAUGCAUUGCAUCAUGAGCAACUGGGGAGGAAACAAUCUCAAGCUGUCCUGGAGCGGGUGCUUCAUGACAUUGAGGAGAGUGCUGGACCCAUAUUGGAUGAGCGAGCAGAGCAUCAGCGGUUGGUGGAGGCAUACACUGUGCUAGAUGAAAAGCUGCAGAGUUCUCUUUCCGAAAAAGCUACUUUAGAGAGUAAUGUUGAACAAUUAAAGGUUGAUCUGAGAAGAUGUGAACGUGACUAUGCAGUAGCUCAAAGAGAGAUUGUGGAUCUCCAAAAGCAGGUGACUGUGCUUUUAAAGGAAUGUCGUGACGUACAACUCCGUUGUGGAUCACCAGAUAAAAAAAAAAGCUAUGAAAAUAUGGUUAUUGCUGAAGGUGAUGCUGAUGAGGUUGAAAAACUGUUGAGCUUCAAGGAUAUAAAUGGCCUAGUUGAACAGAAUGCCCAGUUACGUAGUCUUGUUCGCAAUCUUACAGAUCAGAUUGAAACCAGAGAAUUAGAGUGGAAGGGUAAGUUUGAAAAAGAGCUUCAGAGUCAAAUUAAUGAUGCUACUUCCAAAGUGAAUGCUGUUUUAGCAAGAGCUAAUGAGCAAGGGCGUAUGAUGGAGUCCCUUCAUACAUCUGUCAAUAUGUACAAAAGGUUAUAUGAAGAGGAACAUAGUCUUCGCACUUCUGACAGGAAAUCUCUUUUAGACUCAACAGACAACCAACACACAGAACCUGUGAUUUUAAGUGAAUGUUCUCAGGGAGUCUCGCUGAAGGCACAUGAGAAGAAACUUGAGCAUCUUAAGUGCGUUGAAGAUGAACUUGUUAAAUUACGGAGUGAGGUUAUAUCAUUACGGUCAGAGCGUGACAAAUCCGCUUUGGAAGCACAUUUUGCACAGGAUAAGCUUGGCAGAUCUUUAAAAGAAUUGGAACAUGUUAGAGAGGAACAUGAAGCUGUUGUUGCAAGAAAUGUAGAGUUCUCACAUAUGAUUGUUGAUUACCAGAAAAACCUACGUGACAGCUCUGAGUCACGUAUUGCUGCUGAGGAUCUUUCAAGGAAAUUAAAAAUGGAGGUUUCAAUUCUGAAGCACGAGAAGGAAGUUUUGCUUAGUUCAGAAAAGAGAGCAUCUGAUGAAGUCCGCAUAUUAUCAGAGAGGGUUCAGCGUUUACAGGCCAGUUUAGAUACAAUCCAAAGCACUUAUGAAGUUCGUGAGGAGGCUAGGGCGGCUGAGAGGAAAAAACAAGAGGAAUAUAUUAAACACAUUGAGAAAGAAUGGGCUGAAGCAAAGAAAGAGUUGCAAGAUGAGCGCAACAAUGUCCGCAAUCUUACAAUCGAGCGGGAAAAUGAUUUAAGAAGUGCUCUAAGGCAAGUUGAAGAAAUGGGAAAAGAUUUGGCAAAUGCUUUGCAUUCCCAAGUUACUGUUGAGUCUAGGGCUGCUGUUGCAGAAGCACGUGCUGUUUAUUUGGAAGAAAAGUUGAGUUCUAUUAAGGUCUCUGACAAAGAUGAUGGGAGUGGUUCUCCCUUCUCUUCCAGUGAGUGUUUUCCGGACUUGCGUACUGCCCAAGAGGAAAUUAAAAAUUUGAGAGAAGAAGUACAGGUUUGCAAUAAUCAUAUGCUGCAGUAUAAAAACAUUGCUCAGGCAAAUGAAGAGGCGCUAAAGCAGAUGGAACUUAUUCAUGAGAACUUCAAAGUUGAGGCUGGUAAUGUGAAGAAAUCUCUAGAGGAGGAAAUGUCGAUACUCAGAAAGCGGAUUAAGGAGCUUGAAUGUGAACUUGAUUUGAUGGCUAAGAAGGUCGCUUCUGCAAAUGCUGGAAAAGAUGAGGAACUUGCAGCGGCCUUUUCUGAGAUGGCCCAUCUUAAAGAUGAUUGUGCUAUUAAGACAUCCCAAAUCGGAAGCCUGGAGAUGCAAGUAUCUUCCAUGAAAGACGAUUUGGAGAAAGAGCACCAACGGUGGCAGGCAGCUCAGGCUAAUUAUGAACGACAGGUAAUUCUGCAGUCCGAAACAAUUCAAGAGUUAACUAGAACGUCUCAAGCGUUGACUUCAUUGCAAGAAGAAUCGUCUGUGCUACGCAAGAUGACACAUGCACUCAAACAUGAAAAUGAUGAACUGAAGGCAAAGUGGGAGGCAGAGAAGUCAGUGCUAGAAGAGUCAAGAAGUGAAGCUGAUAAGAAAUACAGUGAGGUGAAUGAGCAGAACAAAAUACUGUUAAGUCGGCUUGAGGCUAUGCAUAUCAAAUAUGCUGAGAAGGAUCGUGUUUCAACUGGAAUAAGUUCUGGAACUCCUGCUACAGAAAGUGAUGAUGGCAUGCAGAAUGUUGUGAACUAUUUGAGGAGAUCAAAGGAAAUUGCAGAGACAGAAAUAUCUUUGCUGAGACAGGAAAGAAUCCGCCUGCAAUCUCAGCUUGAAGGUGCAGUUAGGGCUGCAAAAACAGCAGAAGCAUCAUUGCGUGCUGAAAGGGAAAAUACUAAAGCUCUAGUAUAUAGAGAAGAGGAAUUUACAACCCUACAGCAACAGGUGAGAGAGUUGAACUUGCUUCGAGAAAGUAAUGUGCAGCUUAGGGAGGAGAACAAGCAUAAUUAUGAGGAGUGCAAGAAACUCCGCGAAGCUGUCCAGAAAGCUAGGUCUGAGGCAGAUGAUCUCAUUAGGCUUCUCAAGGAGAGAGAACAAGAUGUGGAAGCUUGUAGGAAAGCAGCUGACAUUGAAAAAAGAGAGAAAUGUCACCUUGAGAGAAGAAUUGAUGAGUUGGUGGAGAGGUGCAAGAGUUUUGAUGUGGAAGAUUACAACCAUGUUAAAGAAGCUGAACAUCACAUGCAGGUAAUUGUGCUGGAAAAGGAUGAUCAAUUGGCGGAAGUUAGGAAACAUGUCUGUGAGAAGCAAGUCGUAAUAGCUGCAUUAGAGCAAGACAUUGCAAGGAACAAAGUGGAAUUAAGUCAGGGGGAGUCUAGAAUAAAUGAACUUCUGCAAUCUGAGGCUUCUUUAAGAUCCGAGUUUGAUAAACUCAAGAGGUCAACACAUAUACAAAAGAAGAAAUUGGAGAACCUAGUUAAGGAAAAAGAUGAAUUGAACAAGGAGAAGCAUCUUCUCUCCAAGAGUUUAGAGGAAGCUCAGCAAGCGAGAAGAAAUGACGGUGAUGCUGUGACUGAACAGGCUUUAAAAGAGAAAGAUAAGGAGAAAGACACCAGAAUACAUAUGUUGGAGAAAACAUUAGAAAGACACAGAGAAGAGUUGAAAAGAGAAAAAGAAGAAAAUAAGACUGAGAAGGUUAGACGUUUGAAGACUCAAAAGUUAUGUGCGGAUUCAUAUGAGAAUGUUAAACAACAACAGUCCAAUCUACUAGAUGAACUGGAGAAGCAUAAGCAGGCUCUUAAAAUGUUGACAGAUGAGGGUGUUUCAGUGGAGCAGCUUCUUGCAGGAACCCGCUUAGUGGACUUCACUGCUGCUUAUCUCCAGGCUGUAAAUAAUUUUGGACGACUUGUUCAACCUAUUUUCAUAGACAGUGGUGCUCCCGCUGCUGCCGAUAUUUCUUCAGCCUCCCCAGAGUCAUUACCUAGUGGUCCAGUGGUGGUGGAUUCUACUGUGCCAACUACCAGUAGCGGUGUCCCAACCCUCUCUAUUUUGACUAAAACAGAAGAUGAAAGAGGGAAGAGGUUGAUGCUGUCCAAGUUGAGUAACCCUGAUGCCCGUAAAACAGGCAGGAAGCUAGUCCGUCCCCGUAUCAUAAAGCCUGAAGAACCCCCCCAUAAUGAUGAUUUAGAGAUGGCAGAAGAGGCAGAUGCAAGUGGAAAGCAGUUUGCUUUGCAAACUGUGGAAACUCGAGAUGUUCAUUCCAUGGUGGUGCCUUCUCAGCUUUCUGCUCGUAAGCGCCCAUCAGCUCCAUCUACUAUGGAGUUACAACAAGAAGAGACUCCAGCAGCUUCUGAAGAAGCAAGGGCUGAUCCUGUGCAGCCAUUGCUGAAAAAACCAAAGGGUCAAGAAAUAAUAUCUCAGGACGGAUCUGCAAUGAAUUCGGUUCCCGAGUCUAAUGAAGGAUGUGAUGUUGUUGAAGAUGUGGCACAAGGUUUCAAAGAGGAUGAUGAGGAGAAGGAUGAGGCAAUGUCUUCAGGGGGAGAACAACAGCUGGCUGAACAGGGAAUUUCGUUUGAUCAGACUAACCUGCAGAGUGACAGGUGCGAUGAUAUAGGAGAUGAUGACAUUUUUGAUAGUAGUGGGCUUGGGGAAGCAGAUGUACAGAAUGAUGAACAACAUGUUCAGGGACAACAACAAGAACCCGUCAUCCACUCAACAGCAACAGAAUCUGGAAAUGAAAUGGAAGAGGGAGAGCUGCUCUUUGCAGGAACAGAUGUAGCUGACAUUGAAGGAGGCUGUAACUUGUCAAUGGGGAGUCCAGAGGUUGAAGGCCAGUCUGGACAACAACCAGUUACACCUGAUAAUUUAACUGCUGUAGAUGAAGCAUCUCCCUUUGCUGAAACUGGUGAGGUAGAUGAUGAGAAGAGUGAUGGAGGAGAAGAGUCGGGUGAGGUUCUGGACAAGAUGAAUUAUGGGGGUGGUAGUGAGCAGGUCAUUGCAGAAUCAUCUGCUGAUCAUCUUCCUGAAAGUAAUGUUGAAAAACCAUUUAACAUUCCUGCAAUUGUUGUGGCACCGGCGCCAUUGAAGGAUGAGAAUCCGGGUAGUGGCAAUGCGGUAGCAUCAGUAAUAACAGAAGUGAAACCAACGAGAACAAUUAAUUUGGCAGAGAGGGCAAGGGAAAGGCAAAGAGAAAGGCAAGGAGCAGGAAGAGGACAACAGCCAGCAAAUCUUACGCGGUCUUCUCCUUCGACUAGGGGCCGUGGUAGAGUACUUCGCCCUCGCAGUGGACAUGGUGGUGGACGUGGACAUACCUCUGGUUAAACACAUUACAAAUCAUGGUGCUUGAAUUGGUGUGGAGUGAGGAGAGGUUCGAAGUCCUUGGUGCUGAAAGAAGACUUAGAAGUAAAAAAGCACUAUCAACAGAUUUUAGAAAACAAGCAACUAGAGCUUUAAAUGCCGUUUAAUGAUCAGGCACUUUGAUUAGGCCAUUAAUGAAAUUUGGUACACAUGCGAGGUAGAGAAGGUGGUGAGGAUCAAUCUGAAGAAGGAAAAGGCUGAUAAACUUGUUGGUGAGGUGCAAAUUAAAUGUGAGCUGCAGCUUGUGGAAUGCAGAGAAUAAUCUAGGGAUUACGUGUGGCAUCUACUAAUUAUGCUCUUGUAUGUUAAAACUGAAAUCUGAAAGACUGAUCGCAUAGUGUGACUUUUUGUCUACAAAACGUUCUUUCUACCAAACGUUCUUAUUUGGAUGCUUAACUUUACUCAAAGUUUAUUGAUGAUAGUUUCCAUGUUUGAAUUAAUAAUUCUCAGCCUCGUUUCGUAGUUUAAGUAUGUUUUUACUCG
Molecule: messenger RNA, 7111 nt
Organism: Cuscuta europaea
Lineage: Eukaryota; Viridiplantae; Streptophyta; Magnoliopsida; Solanales; Convolvulaceae
Source: the annotation of a GenBank genome assembly